This is a messenger RNA of Microplitis mediator, 952 nucleotides long. RefSeq lists its product as uncharacterized. NCBI's taxonomy places the organism in Eukaryota, Metazoa, Arthropoda, Insecta, Hymenoptera, Braconidae. The coding region runs from base 69 to 923 and encodes 284 amino acids. The transcript has a single exon. The record is from RefSeq and is a predicted model, not a curated record.
AUAGAUGUAUAAAUAUUCUAAAUAAUUAUCAUUAUCAAUUAUCGACUUCUUCAAAAUCUAAAUACAUAAUGUUGAAAUUUAGCGAUUCAAUAAAACGUAAAAAUAACGACAAUGAAAUUAGUCUUGACGAUGACGUGAUAAUAAUGCAAAAACCACAAAACACUCGUGAUUCAGAAUUAUCAAGUGAAAAUUUUAAAGUUUACAUUGGUUUGAAACCAUACACUGUUAUGUACAAUUCAAAUGAAGUAAAUAAAUUAAUGCAAUACAUCCAUCACAUUAUUGAUUACGCGUGGAAUUAUAUUGAAACAUCGCGAUUUACAAAUUUAAUCGAUAAUGUUUGGCAUGUUGCGAUCAAUAUGGUAUCGACAAUACUAAAAUUCAAUAAUUUUACGGGUAUUGAUAAAUGCAAGGUAUUAAUUACUGAAAAUAGUGUAUUGCUUAGCGAGCCAAUUGUUAUUACAUUAAAUAAUCCAUCAAUGACAAGUAAUUUAUCAGAUAAUGUUAAUGACUCAUCAGUUAUGUCUUUGGAAACACAAUCGCAGUCACAAUCAGGAUUACAACAACCGUGUGUUAUGGUAUCGCGUAAAUUAUUACGAGAAUGUUGUAAAAUAAAUCAGUUGCCACAAAUAAAAUUUGAUGAUAAUACACGAUUAGAAAAUUUAGAAGAACAUGUUAUAAAUUGUGCUUAUGAGCAUGUAAGAGAAGUUCCAUUGCAAGAAGAAUUAUUACAAUUAUUAGUUGCUGCGGAUCAUGCUGCUAAUCAUUUUAUGGAAGAAUUAACAUAUCAAAAAACUGAUUACAUUAAUCAUAAAAAUUUUGCACGGUCAUUUUAUACAUUACAUUCUAAAAUAAAUAUACAAUGUAAAAUGAAUGCUAAACAUUUGCCAUUAAAUUUACUUGCUCGUUCGGAUUAUUAUGUUUGAAUUUAUAAUUAUGGAUUUUAAAUUAAAUU